Anarrhichthys ocellatus (wolf-eel) is the source of this 460-nucleotide messenger RNA. Its product is annotated as tubulin alpha chain-like. The transcript has 3 exons. The record is from RefSeq and is a predicted model, not a curated record. Gene Ontology annotation, biological process: microtubule-based process. Gene Ontology annotation, molecular function: GTP binding; structural constituent of cytoskeleton. NCBI's taxonomy places the organism in Eukaryota, Metazoa, Chordata, Actinopteri, Perciformes, Anarhichadidae. Gene Ontology annotation, cellular component: microtubule. The annotation marks the transcript as partial.
UAAAAAAACGUCAGUUGCUUCUCACACUGGACACAUAACGCCCUUGCUGUGAGAGCUAACGUUGCCUUUGUCCUCUUCUAAAUCAAAUUUUAUACAGAAUCACGAAAACAUGCGUGAGUGUAUCUCCAUCCACGUUGGUCAAGCUGGUGUCCAAAUUGGAAAUGCCUGCUGGGAGCUUUACUGUCUGGAGCAUGGCAUCCAGCCGGACGGACAGAUGCCCAGUGGAAAGACCAUCGGAGGAGGAGACGAUUCUUUCAACACCUUCUUCAGUGAGACUGGAGCUGGAAAACACGUCCCCAGAGCUGUUUUUGUUGACCUGGAGCCCACCGUCAUUGAUGAGGUGCGCAGUGGGAUUUACCGCCAGCUGUUCCACCCUGAACAGCUGAUCACUGGUAAGGAGGAUGCUGCUAACAACUACGCCCGUGGACACUACACCAUCGGCAAAGAGAUCAUCGACAUA